Messenger RNA from Homalodisca vitripennis (glassy-winged sharpshooter), 710 nucleotides. RefSeq lists its product as uncharacterized. The coding region runs from base 132 to 473 and encodes 113 amino acids. Lineage: Eukaryota; Metazoa; Arthropoda; Insecta; Hemiptera; Cicadellidae. The transcript has 2 exons. The record is from RefSeq and is a predicted model, not a curated record.
UGGUGCCCAGUAGACCCGAUGAUGCACCAGCGCACACCGCACGCCAGCUCGGCCAGUGCGCUCCUUGCUCAACUCUGACGUAACCUCAAGGACACUUCCACUCUCGAAGUCUGUCAGUGUGCCACCGCGCUAUGGCCGCUCAACCCGCACUCCUGACGCUUCUGGCAAUAAUCGGUGUUGUGUCUGCCUCUGUGGACACCCAAAGGUACCCCAAUAGUCAGGAGCCACUGACGAUCAAGGGCAUCGUCACUUCAAUCAGGUACGCCCUGAGCGCAUCGCCCACCUACCUCGCCAAGCAGCGGUGGCACUUCGACCCCGAGGUCUCCAAGAGGCGAAACCGCGAGUACGAGAGGAUUCAUGGCCAUCACUCCGUCUACCUGAUAGAACGGUUGGGUCUAGGAGAGGACGGAAGGGAGGAGGAGAGGCGAAGACAACAAGCCAUCAGGGACAUCGGCGUACCCAUCACCGGGUAGGCGGCGACACAGAAGAGGGAGCCGAGGACGGGCACAGAAGAUUUCAACUGGAAAGGAAAUCUACUGGAUUGAAAUCGUCGAACACGAAGUUCACUAUGACUGGACAACAGAUAUGGACAGCAAAUAAUGAAUAUGGUGCUUGUGUCGCCUGGAGAUGUUAUAAUUACUUUGUAAAAUAUAGUUCAUAAGUCAUGUAAUUAAUUGAAUUGUUUGUAAUUAUAUUGUUUUUAAUGUUUA